Molecule: messenger RNA, 2086 nt
Organism: Bufo bufo (common toad)
Lineage: Eukaryota; Metazoa; Chordata; Amphibia; Anura; Bufonidae
Product: zinc finger protein OZF-like
Exons: 4
Coding region: 1-1497 (498 amino acids)
Biological process (GO): regulation of cytokine production; negative regulation of transcription by RNA polymerase II; regulation of immune system process
Source: RefSeq, a predicted model, not a curated record
AUGGUGAUAGGUCUGGCCAGCAAUCAAGAGCUUGAAGGGACUGGGGAGCGCAGCGAAGAGGUUCGAGGCGCUCUCGCGAAGGAGCCAAGAAUGAAAGAUCCACCUCCUGACUAUCGGCCUCCUCGAGGCUCUUGGAUGACUCCCGUUACUCCUGCCGUCCGGGGAACGGGGCUUAGGGAUCUACUCUCCAGUUUUUCUGGUUCCCAAGACGUCAGGAGAUCUCUGGAUGAUUAUCGAUCUGAGGUUAUUUGCAGGAAUAUUCUGGACCUUUCCAUCAACCCCAGACCUUCUUCACUAAGGACCAAUAUUUCAUCCCAAGAGACAUAUGUGAGGGGCGAUGAGCAGAGCAUAGAGGACAUUCCUACAGAUAACCGCCCAGAGCAAUUUUCAUGUUCAGAAUGCAGUAAAUGUUUUAACCAGAAAUCAGAUCUUAAUGUACAUCAGAGAAUUCACACAGGAGAGAAGGCAUUUUCGUGUUCAGAAUGUGGGGAAUGUUUUAGGCAUAAAUCAGCUUUGGUUGUACAUCAGGGAAUUCACACAGGGGUGAAUCCAUUUUCAUGUUCAGAAUGUGGGAAAUGUUUCAAGCAUAAAUCAGCUCUUCUUAGACAUGAGAGAAUUCACACCGGGGACAAACCAUUUUCAUGUUCAGAAUGUGGGAAAUGUUAUAGCCAGAGAUCAGAUCUUAUUGUACAUCAGAAAAUUCACACAGGGGAGAAGCCAUUUUCAUGUUUAGAAUGUGGGAAAUGUUUUAACUAUAAAUCGGCUUUUGUUACACAUCAGAGAAUUCACACCGGGGACAAGCCAUUUUCAUGUUUAGAAUGUAAGAAAUGUUUUUAUCAGAUAUCACAUCUUGUUAUCCAUCAGAGAAUUCACACUGGAGAGAAGCCAUUUUCCUGCUCAGACUGUGGGAAAUGUUUUAUCCAGAAAUCAGAUCUAAUUGUACAUCAGAGAACUCACACAGGAGAGAAGGCAUUUUCAUGUUCAGAAUGCGGGAAAUGUUUUAAGCAUAAAUCAUCUCUGGUUGUACAUCAGGGAAUUCACACAGGAGUAUAUGCAUUUUCAUGUUCAGAAUGCGGGAAAUGUUUUAACCAGAAAUCGGCUUUUGUUACACAUCAGAGAAUUCACACAGGGGAAAUGCCAUAUUUAUGUUCAGAAUGUGGGAAAUGUUUUAAGAAGAAAUCAGCUCUGGUUGUACAUCAGAGAAUUCACACAGGGGAGAAGCCAUUUUUAUGUUCAGAAUGUGGAAAAUGUUUUAACCAGAAAUCGGCUUUUGUUACACAUCAGAGAAUUCACACCGGGGAAAAGCCAUAUUUAUGUUCAGAAUGUGGGAAAUGUUUUAAGAAGAAAUCAGCUCUGGUUGUACAUCAAAGAAUUCACACAAGAGAGAAGCAAUUUUUAUGUUCAGAAUGUGGGAAAUGUUUUAGGAAGACAUCAGCCCUGGUUAAACAUAAAAAAACUCACAAAGAAGAGAAGACAUCUUCAUGCUUAGCUUGUUAGUGACUGCAAUUACGUGUUUUAAUGGUGGUCACUAACUGGCUUUAUUCCAAAACAUACUCCUUUUUACAGGGAGGUAAAAUAUCACCUACCAGGGCUAGCUAAGGGUUUGGAGCAAUGAUCAGGGCCACUGUAAAGGUCCCCAAACAUACAUGGUCUACUGUAUUAAAUGAAUACCGAUCAACUGACAGAUCCAUUUAAAAGUAAAAGUAAGUUUUCUUAGAUACAUACAUUUUCUCUAAAGAAAAAUGUUUGGUGAGAAGAAAUAAAAAAAUAAAAAUAAAAUAAAUAAAGUUUCUUAAAGGCACCACCCUGCCUGUGAUUGGUAUGGGGGGCCCCUCCAUUCCUAUAAAACUGUAAAUACAAGGGCCUUUGGGAAAGUCCAAAUAAAAAGAGCUGGAUUCCCACAAGAGCUGGUGUCCAGACAUGUGGAAAAAUGGGCGACAAUCACACUUGUAAAUGGCCAGUUACUUGCAGUCAAGUGGAAUGACAGAAAGGAUGUCUGCAGGCUAAACACUGAGCAUGAGGACAGCACAGGGGUAGUAAUAGAGAGAGGUGCCACCACUGGUAACAGUAAGCCUGUCUGAGUGAC